Thermothielavioides terrestris NRRL 8126 is the source of this 1735-nucleotide messenger RNA. RefSeq lists its product as uncharacterized. NCBI's taxonomy places the organism in Eukaryota, Fungi, Ascomycota, Sordariomycetes, Sordariales, Chaetomiaceae. The record is from RefSeq and is a predicted model, not a curated record. Bases 515 to 1579 code for a protein of 354 amino acids. The transcript is spliced from 3 exons.
UCCAACAUCGCGAUCCAGAAGGGGGUAUUCCGUUCGGAAUUGGGUUCGUUUUUUCGUUUAUUUUCGGGUUCCUGACACGCUGCAGCUGCUUGGCCUUCCUUCAGCAGCUCCGCAGCUCUUUCUCUUUUUUUUGUCGUUCCAUAUUUUCCUCCCAACUGUCGCCUGCAUGUCUGUUUAGACCCCGUCUGCCAUUCCUCUAUCUCAUCAGAGCCUGUCGGCUGCCUGCUGUUUGUGGAAGAGGCACAGGCACACGCGACACACAUCAAAGAUGAGUGCAUCGCCAGCCAAACGCCGCGUGCUCGGCGCCCUCGACCCAAACGCGUGUUCGCCUAAAGCGCGUCACGACACAAAGCAGGUGCCACACAGUCCUAUCAAGGCUCACGCAGCCGCGCCCCGCCAGACCGACACGAUAUCGACUGCGGUCGCUGCCGCCAUUGCCCCCGCUGCUCGGCCGUCCUCUCACACGCCCGAGCGCGGCUCCGACUCCAGGAAGCGCUCAUCCCCACCCCCCACGAUGACUUCACCUGGCGGUGGCAACGGCGUUGGCGACGAGCCCGCGCCGAAGAGACCCUGUCUCGAUAGCAGCUGCCAACAGACCCAGCUGCAGUCGCGACCAUCAGAGGCCCUUGUCCCCCCCGCGUCCCCGCCCUCGUCCGCAUCCCCCACCCGCUCGACCCUCACCAGCCAACGGUCCGCCUCUCCCGACAGCUCCUCGCUCUUAGACAACUCCCAGGCCACCGUCCUCACCGAGCCGGACCCCGCAGCACCCGCACCCCCGGCCCCAGCCCCGGCUGCUCCAAGACGUCUGACGCGCGAGCAGGCGAGACAGAGCGCCGAAAUCCUCCGCCUGCGCCUCAGCCUUGCUAACUACAAGGUGCGCACGGGCCAGGUCGACGUGCCGCUCGAGCGGCUGGAGGCGCGGCCCGUGGGUCCGAGGCGCGGAGCCGGGCUGCAGCGCAGCUUCGCGCGGGCGGGGAGUUCUUUUUCGGCUAGUUCUUUGUCUUUUGCUCCUCCCCGUCCAGUGGGCCCGGUGGCGGCGGCGACCACGGCGUCAGUGUCGGCUUCGUUCCCACCUCCUGCCGGAGGAGGAGGAGGAGGCCCGCGGAGGACGCCGUUGCCUGGUGCGCCGGUGCGGAGGGGUAGUGGUGCGAAUACCGCUGGUGGUGGUGGUGGUGGUGGUGGUGGUGGUGGUGGUGGCGGUGGUGGCGGCGUUCAGCUGGGAAGUGGGGUGAGCCGGGCGCGGGGUGAAGGGCGCGUGGAUGGGACAAGACUGGAUGAGCGAGAGCACCGCACCCCCUGGUUGCCCCAGCAACAGCAGCAGCGGCAGCAGCAACAACCGGCAGCGGCGCAACCGGAGGAGCGCACAGCUGCAGGUUCAGGUAUCAGUACCGCGGUCGAGGCUCAAAGGAGGCAGUCAGUGACCGGCGCCGCGCCGACAGAGCGCGCGGCCGCCACUGGGAUGCACUUGCUGUCGCGGGGGAGAAGCCCUGCCGAGGAGCAGGACGACGCUCUGGACAGCGGAGAUGACGAGCGCAGGGGAGGCGCCGCCAGCGGGCUGCUCUCCUUGGCGCGGAGCUAGAGGCUUCGGACUAAGAACUGGCCCAAGAAGCCACGCGGCAGCCGGGCGCACGAGGACUAGGUUUGAUUUUCGGGUGUGUUGAUUUGGAUGGGCCGGCUGCGAGGCUCGAAAGCGAGGCACGCUCGUUGUGGAGCAGGCUCUGCUGUUUUUUUAAAA